Thunnus maccoyii (southern bluefin tuna) is the source of this 1905-nucleotide messenger RNA. RefSeq names its product CD48 antigen-like. NCBI's taxonomy places the organism in Eukaryota, Metazoa, Chordata, Actinopteri, Scombriformes, Scombridae. The coding region runs from base 47 to 1129 and encodes 360 amino acids. The record is from RefSeq and is a predicted model, not a curated record. The transcript is spliced from 5 exons.
UGUGACACAAAGGCGCUGCACUUUGAAGUCAGGGCAGCCAGAGACUAUGAUGUUUAUCUUUGUGAUACUGGGACUUUUGCUCUGUGAAGAAGUAGCAGGGUCCAGUGAUGUGACAACUGUGUUUGUGCAGAAAGGGAAGGAUUUACGUCUGGAUGUUAAGAAACCUGUUGUUCUAGUAAAAAAAGCUGAAUUUAAGUGGAUAGUCAACAACACUCACAAUGUAGUAAGAUUAUUUCCUGAUAACGAAAUAAGAAUAGUUGGCAGUUAUGUAGGAAGGGCUGAGUUUUCUCUACAAAGUCACUCUUUGCUUUUGAAGAAUGUGCAACAAAGCGACAGUGGAGAUUACACUGCACACAUAACCGGGGAUGAAGACCAACAUGUAGCUGAAUACAAGGUCAUAAUUCAAGGGUCCAGUGAUGUGACAACUGUGUUUGUGCAGAAAGGGAAGGAUUUACAUCUGGAUGUUAAGAAACCUGUUGUUCUAGGAAACAAAGCUGCAUUUAGAUGGACAGUCAACAACACUCACAAUGUAGUAAGAUUAUUUCCUGAUUACGAAAUAAGAGUAGUUGGCAGUUAUGUAGGAAGGGCUGAGAUUUCUCUACAAAGUCACUCUUUGCUGUUGAAGAAUGUGCAACAAAAUGACAGUGGAGAUUAUACUGCACUCAUAAUCGGGGAAGAAGACCAACGUCUAGCUGAAUACAAGGUCAUAAUUCAAGAUCCAGUGUCUCCAGUUCAGCUGUCAGUGAACUCUUCAUCUAUCAGCACAGAGUCCUGUAACCUCACUGUGAGCUGCAGGACAGAGCGCUCUCACAUCAGCAGCACUUUUGGAUGUGACACCCAAACCUGCUAUCAGGAGGGAGGAGAGCAAUCAGAGGUCACAUCCUCUGGUUCUUCUCUCCAUGUCUACUUGCUGAAUGACUCCAUCAUCUGUAACCAUAGCAACCAGGUCAGCUGGACCAAAGACUUGAAGAAGAUUCGGACUCUCUGCCCUCUAAAUACUGGUUCAGAGAGUCUCUCUGCUGGUAUCCCUGUGUGUCUGGUGAGGACAGUCGUGCUUUCUGUCGGUCUGGUCAUCAUGGUGUCUGCCGUCAUCAGUGUCCACCUGAUGGAGAAGCUCAAGAAGCAAUAAUGAGGAGACAAAUCUACACCAACCAAUCUGUCAUGCACAUUCUCAUCUGGAUUAACUUCAAAUUAAUAUAAAAGUAGAAAAUCAUUAAUUAUACAAAUCCAUCAUACACGCUUUCAUUUCCUCAGGUUUAGAUUACUGUGAUGGUCUCCUAACUGAAGCAUCUUCAUUCAUUCUGAUUAGGACUUUGGGCUGGAUUGAUAUCCUAGAAAUAAAUCAAACAACCGUGUUAGAAAAAUGUUUUUCAUCUUUUCUUUGCUUGACAUACUCAGUACAGUAUAUAUUCAAACCUGUUGUUUGGACAGGUGGGUCGUGGUAGGUUCAGGAGGAGCAAGCAGCAGCACCAGUGCAGCAGACUGGGUGAAGCAGCUGUUAUAGCAGAGAUGGAGGUCAUUUAGAUAGACUGCCAAGUCAUUAGGAUAAAGUGUUUGGUGUGCAUGGUUAUAGGCUGACCAGUGCAUUAGGAAGGCUGUAUUUCUGUUCCACUUUAACACACACACAAGGUUUUUGAUUUUCAAAACAUUUCACCUGGUUUUGAAAAUCAGGUCUUCACUGUUAAAUUACUCACAAUGUGAAACUCUGUUCCCCAGUUUGACAAGCAAAGUUUGGAGAGUUAUGUAAAAAAAAACAAACAAACACUGUGGUGUUUACCUGAGGAACUUCAUAUACUGUAUUGUAUUUUCGCAGUUCUUUCUUUUAUCUGUAGGUCAGUCAUGAAAACAUUGUUGAUUUGCUUGAUUUUAACAUUUUCCAUGGAUUACAGACUUAAGUUGAUGUCU